Patella vulgata (common limpet) is the source of this 1297-nucleotide messenger RNA. Its product is annotated as carbamoyl-phosphate synthase [ammonia], mitochondrial-like. The transcript is spliced from 11 exons. Gene Ontology annotation, molecular function: carbamoyl-phosphate synthase (glutamine-hydrolyzing) activity. The coding region runs from base 224 to 1297 and encodes 357 amino acids. Gene Ontology annotation, biological process: L-arginine biosynthetic process; L-glutamine metabolic process; 'de novo' pyrimidine nucleobase biosynthetic process. The record is from RefSeq and is a predicted model, not a curated record. NCBI's taxonomy places the organism in Eukaryota, Metazoa, Mollusca, Gastropoda, Patellidae. Gene Ontology annotation, cellular component: carbamoyl-phosphate synthase complex; cytoplasm.
CAAAGUGUCUUUAUUCACUUGUCACAAGUUGACACAAGCCAUGCGAGACAAUAUUGUUGAACAGAACGGAAUUGUUCACGUUUGUCAGUCAUGAUUUGGAAGUGGGAAAGUUUAGGCGACUGAUGAGCUGUCACUGAGAACUGUUUCUCUUGUAGGGCCUACAAUAGCGAUACGUUUCCUAUUUUUGCCGCUUGAUAAAUAAAUACAGGGAACGACCAUCACCAUGUCAUUGUUAAGAUUAAUACCAGUAUUACAGAAACAGAACUGUCUAUCCUCUAUUGGUGGUUUAAACAGCUAUAGAUCGUCAUCGUCAUCAAUACACAAGCCCAGAAAGGCCCAUUUAGUUUUAGAAGAUGAUAGCCAUUUCCCUGGUUAUUCUUUUGGUCAUGAAAAAUCAUCUGCUGGUGAAAUUGUGUUUAACACAGGACUUGUUGGAUAUCCUGAAGCCUUAACAGAUCCAAGUUACAGAGGUCAAAUAUUGACCUUGACCUAUCCUAUUAUUGGGAACUAUGGAGUACCUAAUACAAAUAAAUUAGAUGAAUUUGGAUUAAGAAGAUAUGUUGAAUCUGAGAAGAUACAGGUGUCUGGGCUGAUAGUUCAAGACUACACAGCUGAACAUAGUCACUGGAAUUCUGUCAAAUCCCUUUCUGAAUGGUUGAAGGAAGAUGGGAUCCCUGCCUUAUAUGGUAUUGAUACUAGAAUGGUAACUAAAAUGGUCAGAGAUAAGGGCACUGUUUUAGGUAAAAUAGAAUAUGAAGAUCAACCAAUAGAAUUUGAGGAUCCAAAUAUUCGAAAUUUAAUAGCAGAAGUAUCAUCAAAGGAAGUAAAGAUUUAUGGAGAAGGAAAUCCUGUAAAGAUUGUAGCUUUAGAUUGUGGUAUAAAACACAACAUGAUUAGAUCUCUACUGAUGCGAGGUGCUGAAGUGAAAGUAGUUCCAUGGAAUUAUGAUUUUACUCAGGAGAAAUAUGAUGGUUUAUUUUUAUCUAAUGGACCAGGAAACCCUGAAUUAGCACCUGAAGCUAUACAAAAUAUUAGACAGGUUAUAAAUAGUGAUAGAAAAGAACCUGUAUUUGGUAUUUGUAUGGGAAAUCAGCUGACAGGUUUAGCUGCUGGUGCAGAAUCGUACAAACUACCCUUAGGAAACAGAGGUCACAAUCAACCAGUAUUAAAUGUUAUAACAAAUCAAGCUUUUAUAACAUCACAGAACCAUGGAUUUGCUAUUAAUACGAAAACCCUGUCCAAUGAUUGGGAUGUGCUGUUUGUUAAUGCUAAUGAUAAAAGUAACGAGAUGUUUUAG